UUCAAUAUUCCGUCAGACUCAAAUUCCAGCUCGUUACACUGCAAGUCUGCAAACACUUCGCAAAAUCGAAGCCCUUGCUGGAAUUCCAGCUGUGAGUUGAAUAUGGAUGCUGGAAGCGGUAGUGGAAAUGUGAAUGAUCGGAAAAAUCUGCAAAAUGUGAGGCCAACUUAUAGAGCAGUGCCUACUCAGCCUGAUCGCGAGGUGCAAGGGUACCGGACCAGUAGCUCUGCAUCAUCAUCCACUUCUGAUCGCGGAGGUACUUCAACUUCUGCUGGCCGUGUAUCGGAUCCUAGUCCAUCUGUUGCUUCGCUGUCUUCAAAGAUGUCAACACUUAAUCCACAUGCCAAGGAGUUUAAAUUGGAUCCAAAUGCUAAGAGCUUCACCCCAGUUCAGAGACAUAUGCAUGGCACACAAUCUAGUGUCAGGGCUGGACCUUCGUUUGCUGCACAGCCGCCGGCUCCGCCAAUGCUACAACAAAUUUACAAUUCAAGAGGACCGCAGGCUGUUAAUAGUCGACAACCUAAAUUUACCCACUUCGUAUCACUUCCUUUGGCUAUUUAUCCUGAACUACUUAAGGGGCUUGUCAAUUUUAAAAUUGAAGUACUUAAAGACGCAGCUGCUGACUCAGGAAUUGACGAGUCCAUAUUUGCUAAACUACUACUGUUCUCAUGCUGGAGUUAUCGAAUGAGGAGCAGUUUAAAGCAGCUACAGAGGCUAUGCAGAGUGCCUCAUCAAUUGUAAAGGAUGCUUUAGAAAACCGGCCACUUGUCAUCAGACUUAAGGGAGUGGACUGCUUUAGAGACUCUGAGGACAAGCCAUAUCUUGUUUACGCUCCUGUAGAAGUAAUUGGUGGCAAGGAACGACUCUUGUGUGCUUACG
Salvia hispanica is the source of this 879-nucleotide messenger RNA. Lineage: Eukaryota; Viridiplantae; Streptophyta; Magnoliopsida; Lamiales; Lamiaceae. The record is from RefSeq and is a predicted model, not a curated record.